CAGGCAUACUGUCAAAUCCAUCUAGUCCGAAGGCACCGGUUGUCGCUGGCUCUUGUUGAUUUUUGUCACAAUUUGGUUCAGUUCAUUGACUUUGUGGACGCACAGUUAAUUCAAUAUAGUUGUGUCGGUGUCGCGUCUAAUCUCGCACACAAUGGCUGACCCUAAAUACGCCAAUUUACCAGGAAUUGCCUUUAACGAACCAGAUGUGUACGAGACAGGUGACCUCCCAGAAGAUGAUCAAGCUCAGUUUGAGUCGGAGGAGCUCUGCAGUGACAGUGUGGAGAGGAUCGUGGUCAACCCCAACGCUGCUUAUGACAAGUUCAAGGACAAGCAUGUCACCACGAAGGGACUGGACUUCUCAGACAGAAUCAGUAAAAGCAGAAGAGUGGGCUAUGAGUCAGGAGAUUUUGAAAUACUCGGAGAAGGCUGUGGCGUCAAGGAAACUCCCCAACAGAAGUACCAGCGCCUAGUGACCGAAAUCCAGGAGCUCAGUCAAGAAGUGGAAACCAUUCAGACUGUCACAAAAGAGAGCAAUGCAGAGGAGCGUCUGACCCCGGUGGUGCUCGCCCAGCAGGCGGCCCAGCUCAAACAGCAGCUGGUCUCUGCUCACCUCGAUUCACUGCUUGGACCGCAGGCGCACAUCAACUUGGCUGAUCCAGAUGGAGCGCUGGCCAGGCGUCUGCUCACACAGCUGGAGGCGGCAAAGGGCAGUCGCAGCUGCUCUGCGGGAGACGGCAAGCUGCCAACGCCAGCCAAGGGCCCUGAUGGCGUGGUUCUGUACGAGCUGCACAGUAGACCCGAGCAGGAGAAGUUCAACGAGUCUGCCAAGAUGGCAGAAUUGGAGAAGCGUCUUGCAGAGCUGGAAGUGGCUGUUGGCUCAGGAUCAGACAAGCAGGGACCUCUGAGUGCUGGCAUGCAAGGAGCCAGUUUGAUGGAUACUUUAGAACUUCUGCAGGCCAGAGUCAGUGCACUGGACUCAGCUACUUUGGAUCAAGUGGAAGCCAGGCUGCAGAGUGUCCUUGGAAAAAUGAAUGAGAUUGCCAAACACAAAACGGCCAUUGAGGAUGCUGACACACAAAACAAGCUGUCACAGCUUUAUGACACGGUGCAGAAGUGGGAGGCCAUGUCCACCUCUGUACCCCAGGUGGUCCACAGACUCGUUGCUGUCAAGGAGCUGCACGAGCAAGCCAUGCAGUUUGGCCAGCUGCUGACACAUCUGGACACGACUCAGCAGAUGAUCAACAACUCUCUGAAGGACAACAACACUCUGCUGACUCAGGUCCAGCAGACCAUGAAGGAGAACCUGGUGGCCAUCGAAGAGAACUUUGCAGCAUUGGAUCAGAGGAUGAAGGAGGUGUCUCAAUAAAGCUGGGCAGCACCUAAACAAGGACACAUGAAGAGAUAAGUUAGUUGGAGAGCAGCAGGAUGGGACUGACUGACUUCUUUUGUGACUCUCCCUUCCUUAAAGCUCCUUCCCUCCACCUCUGCCUUUUCCACUGACAAUGGAAAUGGAAAGUUAAGACCAUUUUGAAAUGCAACAUUCAGUCCUAUUAAAUGGCUCCCAGCAAUGCUGGAUACAUACUGUAUAGAUAAAAAUACACACGUUUUGUGCUAAAUGUGAGGGCCUCAGAAGGAAAAAUUGUAAAUAUUCCUCCAUACCUAUUUUCUUUGCUCACACUCGGUCGCUUGUAUUUAUAUUAUUCUGACCGGGAUGAACACCACACUCACCCGUUCAUCUGCUUCAACAUUGCCUUCAAGUCAACUGUAUUGUGGCCACGCAAACCCAUCAAUAAAUACGAUUAACUCA
This is a messenger RNA of Dunckerocampus dactyliophorus (ringed pipefish), 1807 nucleotides long. RefSeq names its product dynactin 2 (p50) (gene dctn2). Gene Ontology annotation, biological process: mitotic spindle organization. The transcript is spliced from 14 exons. Gene Ontology annotation, cellular component: dynactin complex; centrosome; cytoplasm. The record is from RefSeq and is a predicted model, not a curated record. NCBI's taxonomy places the organism in Eukaryota, Metazoa, Chordata, Actinopteri, Syngnathiformes, Syngnathidae. Bases 152 to 1366 code for a protein of 404 amino acids.